Homalodisca vitripennis (glassy-winged sharpshooter) is the source of this 237-nucleotide messenger RNA. RefSeq lists its product as uncharacterized. The transcript is spliced from 2 exons. Gene Ontology annotation, cellular component: transcription regulator complex; nucleus. Lineage: Eukaryota; Metazoa; Arthropoda; Insecta; Hemiptera; Cicadellidae. The record is from RefSeq and is a predicted model, not a curated record. The coding region runs from base 1 to 237 and encodes 78 amino acids. Gene Ontology annotation, biological process: regulation of transcription by RNA polymerase II.
AUGAAGCACUUUACAAUUACAAAACUCCCAGACUAUGCACGGAAAGAUGUAUCGGAGAAAGCAUGGAAAGAAGUGGCCGCUGAAGUAAAUAUGACAGUGCAAGAUUGCAAAGAGAAGUGGAGAAAUCUACGAACCGUCUUUAUGAGAAGAAUGAAACCUUUCCCUAGUGGUUCUGGGGGGAAGAAAAAGGCGUACUACUUGGAAAAUGCCAUGCAGUUUUGUCUGCCAUUCAUAUAA